Molecule: messenger RNA, 2832 nt
Organism: Kwoniella shivajii
Lineage: Eukaryota; Fungi; Basidiomycota; Tremellomycetes; Tremellales; Cryptococcaceae
Exons: 9
Coding region: 1-2832 (943 amino acids)
Biological process (GO): magnesium ion homeostasis
Source: RefSeq, a predicted model, not a curated record
AUGAUCGAAGAAACUACUGAACCACCUCCGCCACCGGAUAUACGACCUUUUCGUCGUUCAACUAUUACCAAUACCAUCAAACAAAAUGAAUUGAAUCAGUCUUCUCCUCUCUUUUCCUCAUUGGAAGAGGGAGACGUAUCCCAUCCGUACCAUGGAAAGGUGGAAUCGACCUCUGCCAAUACUCAAGCGCGAAACCGGAAUUGGGGAAUCCGGAAAAGAUCAAUGAAUACUUAUCUUAUGAUCUCGAUUAUCGUCUUUGCCUAUAUGAUGCCAACUGUAUCAGCCACCGAAAUACACGAUCAAGAUCAAUUUACAUCAUACGAUAUCUCUGACGAAAAACAUCGAAGAACACCGAUCCUAUCUUUCAUAAAAUGGAUAUUAGAUAGUGCAUCAUCAUCUCUAGCCCAAUUCACCGGUGAGAAACAAGUAUCAUCAUCCAACAUGGGAAAAAGGGAACUAGAUACAGGUGGAAUCGUGGAAGCCUGUAUGAUUCCUGUUUUGGUAGCUUUGAGUGGAAUGUUCGCAGGUUUGACUCUUGGUUAUUUCUCUGUUGAUCCUACUCAACUACAAGUUCUGUCAAUCUCCGGUACACCCAAACAACAAGAAUAUGCGAGAAAAAUCUUACCUGUCAGGAAAGACUCUCAUCUUCUUCUUACUACUCUGAUUCUUGGUAACAUGAUCGUCAACGAAGCGUUACCUGUAGUAAUGGAUACUGUUAUUGGAGGUGGUAUCUAUGCUGUUAUAGCUUCGACAGCUUUGGUUGUCAUAUUCGCUGAGAUUAUCCCUCAAUCAAUUUGUUCAAGAUACGGUCUACUUGUAGGAGCAUCAAUGGCUUGGCCUGUACGAAUAAUGAUCUGGAUAGCUUAUCCCGUAGGAUGGCCAGUAGCUAAAUUAUUGGAAUACAUCUUGGGUGCACAUCACGGUAUUAUCUAUCGAAGAAGUGAAUUAAGAGAAUUGAUCAAAAUGCACGCUGCGGGUGCAGAAGGUGGAGGAGAUUUGGAUUUCGAUACUGUCCAAAUGGCUCAAGGUGCAUUGGAUUUAGCUCAAAAAACUGUAAAAGAAGCUAUGACCCCCAUAGAUCAAGUCUUUAUGUUACCUAUCGAAGCCAAGUUGGAUUACGAAACUUUAGGUCAUGUGGUCAGAUCUGGACAUUCUCGUAUACCUGUCUAUCAAAUGGUUGAAGUACCGGAUAUCAACCUUGCCGCACCUACCAAAGGCAAGCCGAAAACAAAGAUGGUCAAGAAGGUUUUAGGCAGUUUAUUGGUCAAAAGUUGUGUCUUGCUAGAUCCUGAGGAUGCUACACCGCUCGCGUCCAUCCCUAUCAACGCCAUACCUUCUGUACCGUGGGACGAGCGUUUGACUAACAUGCUCAACGUCUUCCAGGAAGGUCGAUCACACAUGGCUAUCGUCUCACGUCGACCAAAACGAGUGGAACAAGAUCUUGAAGAUGCGGAAUCGGUAAUGACGGCUGCAGCCGGAGGACUUCGUCAACGAUUCAUGAGAAAAGUGGCCGAGAUUUCUCACGGAAACAAAUCUUCUUCAGACGACAGCAGUUCAGAAAGCGACACAGACGUCGAGCGAGCUGAAAAGGGUGAAAAGAAGAAAAGAAAGAAGAAGACAAAGAGAUCUGUCUCGGGUUCUGAAAGUACAGCAGUCAGCCCAACUUCGACUUCUGCGGCCGAUGACAUCAAGGAAAAGGCAAAACUAGAGCACGAAACGAAGAAGAAAGGCUUGGUGGAAAAAGCAAAAUUGACUCAGUUGGAACAGACCGUUCCGGCUGACGCUCAAAUGGCUCCCGGUGCAGUCGAAAAGUUCUUCGAAGGACUAGAAGGUGCACCUUUGGGUGUUAUCACGCUUGAGGAUGUACUGGAAGAACUGAUCGGCGAAGAGAUCUACGACGAAUACGACGAGCAUGGUGAACCUCGAUCAGAUGCUUCGGCUUUCGUACCUCGUGAAGCCAUGUUAGCAGCUCGAAAAGCUGCAUUGGCUAGACAAAAUCUCGCUCUAGCUCAGUCGACCCCGCUUCCACCGACCGAAGAUGUGGACCUGGAUCAACCAUCGUCUAACUCAGCUCCAGCCGCAGCCACAGGACGAAGGGUUAUGCCUAAGUUACCUCUACCCAAAUUCAGUCUCGGUAAAAGACCAAUUUCUCAACCUGGUAGAUCUAGGACUGCCAUUGUGGAAGAGCCUAAAACUCAAAUAUCUGCCACCCCUCCUCCUAUGACCUCAACCGGCGAGAACGCCUUAUCUUCAGGAGGAGAGAUAAAACGAACUGCUUCACCUUCUGAAUUGGUGGAAGAUGAUCUACCUAGAAGAACACAGUCGGAAGUGAAGAUCAAUUCGAGACGAACUUCAUUAGACACGUCUCCGACAGUCGUACCCCUCAAAGGCUUGGAUCCUGUCACAGCUGUACCAGCUAGACUUCUCUCAGGAGGAGGUGCGGUCCAAACAGCUAACCUUGCACCACCCAAUGCGACCAACCUUCUUAACGAAGCGUUAUUGAUCGAAAGAGGUAGAAGAAAAGCUGCGGCAGGCACUGGUACGGGCGGUUCAUUACCACCCACAUUGAGAACAGUCUCACAAUCAGGAGCAAUAAGAUCCAUAAGUCAAACCCCAAGUAGACAGACCACUCCACCUGCUGGACUCACUGGAAUCGGAAACACCUCUCAAGGAUCCACAAGUAGUGCACCCCCUGCUAUAGGUGGUGGUAGAGGUGAAAUCAUAAGUCCUCAACCUAUUCAAGCUAAGAAAGUACCAAAGUUCAAAUCGGUUCCUGCACCUAUGGCUGCUACUCCAAGUAUAGAGAACUCAGACCCGAUAGAUAAGGCUUAA